GUCAUGUUGUUGAAUAUAACUUUUACCGUAUUUUCUUGACAACAUUCGUCUUUGUUAGUUCCUAUAGAAAAUGGGACUGCUGAUUUCUUGGCCAUAUUCAUAUAUGCCUUAGUUGAUUUCAGCAGCGGCAUGGUCAGCAGUCUCUUUCAAUCUUACAUCUUUCUGUAAUUCUAUAACAAAAUCUUCAAACCUUGUUGGUGGAUGGAAGCUGAAGGUGAUAGAAAAUUCAAAGUUGAUCAACCACCACCUCCUCCAUCAACAAAACAAGAACAUGAAAGCAACACAUGUAAUAAUAUUUUGGAAACUGGUCAUUCUCUUAUAGCAAAUAACCAGAACCCUAUCAUACCAUCGUCGUCGUCAUCAUCCCAAAACCCAUUCUUAGUACAAAGUGAUGCAAAUAACAUGGAUAAUAAUAGUUCAAAUAAAUGUGUUUCUAAUCCUUUAGAUGAAACACACUCUUCACCACCCAUAUGUAUAUCAUCACAACAAAAUUCAUUCCAUGAAAAAACAAAUACAAAUGACUUUGAUGGAAGUACAACUAUACCUUCUCCAACUUUUGAAUUAUCCAAUCUAGAACACAUCCACACUCAUAUAGAUGCAACCAAUAAUGAAAAUCCAAAUCUGGGAUUGGUCUCCCAUGUAUCUAGAGAAUCAAGUGAUGUAAUUUCUAUGACCAAUCAUGAACAUUCUAAUGAUACGCCAGAAGGACACCACUCACCAUCUAUUUCAUCUUGUCAAACCCUAGAACAUGGCAUGAACAAAGGACAAGAAAUACAAAACCCUCGAGUACAAGUGAUGGAGCGUCCAAAUGAAUCCAACCCCACUUCCCCUUAUGUUUUUCCAUCUCAUGUAUUUGCUAGAAACAAUACAAAUGGCCAGGUAGAAUGGAGCACUGCAUCAAAUGAGUCUUUGUUUAGCAUUUACAUGGGUAAUAUGAGUUUCUCAAGUGAAUUAGCCUGCUUUAAAUCUUGUGAAAUGGAUAAGCCAGGUGAUGUAAUCAUGAGUGAUCAACAACCUAAUGCGUCACCAAAUAAUCAACCUCCAACACCUGUGAACAAAUUCAAUGAUAUAAGCCAAAGAACUGCUGAGUUGCAUGAAGAAGGUUUGAAGGUAACCGAAGCAAAAGCUGCUGAAACAAUGAGAGAAGUCAUAAUGGAAAGUAGUCGAACCACCGAGAAUAAGGAAGAUAAAACUCAACUUCAUUCAGAUGGUAGCACCAAAUCCUAUGCCUUUCAAACAUCGAAAGAUAGAGAUAAAAGUGUUUCAUCCAAGGGUGCUGGAGAAAAGCAAACACCGCAAAAGAAGUUAGAGCAAAAUGAAAAAACAAAAGAAGUUGAUGAAGAACAAAAGUCAAACACAAAUGCAUCUCCAACUCCAAAUAAAUGGCUAAGUUGUUUCUCAUGUUGUGCAUUUUGUCAUUAAAACACACUAGGUGAUCAUUAAAUCAUGGUCUCUCUUUCCCAGAUUAUUUGGCAUCUUUGUCACCACAUCAAGCUUGUAAUAUAUACAUGUAUUACAAAAUAGUUUUAGUUUGUUAGUCAUAAUUUUUUUUGGGGGGGUCUUGUUCAAUGUUUACACCUUGUUUACACCCUGGUAGGAAAAUUAGGAACAAAAUUUCCAAUUAACAUUUUAUAAUAGAUUGAUAGAAUUAUUGAUUUUUCAACAAA
Messenger RNA from Vicia villosa (hairy vetch), 1667 nucleotides. RefSeq lists its product as uncharacterized. Lineage: Eukaryota; Viridiplantae; Streptophyta; Magnoliopsida; Fabales; Fabaceae. The record is from RefSeq and is a predicted model, not a curated record. Bases 202 to 1422 code for a protein of 406 amino acids. The transcript is spliced from 3 exons.